CCCAAUGCCACUAUCUCCUCGACGGCCCGCGAGUGUGCAUGGGCACAUUCCCAUUCCGAACGCGACCGACGUCCACCUGGAUUCUUGGACGGAACGGCCCGCGACGACGGUACGCGCCACCAUCGCCGGACUACGCUGUGCACGGUAAUCGCGGCGGUGCCGUCGCCCGAGCUCUGCGACCGUUCCGGUAAACGGACGCUGAACGACCACUUCCUCGUCCGAAUCACUAAGAUAACAAUGAAGGAACGUUCUCGAAAACAAAAGUUUUUGAAAAAUUUUGGUCUUCUAGCCAUUAAGAAUCCUAAGCUUGUAGACGAGGAAAGUGAUUUCAAUAUAUGCGAAAGACUAUGUUUUUAUUACUUUGAUGAUGAUGCACAAGUGGUAUGUCGAGGCUGCUAUAAAAGUUUUAAAACAUGGUUACAUUAUCGAAUGCAUUUUAAUACAUUAACAUGCCAUACAACUGAAGCAAAUUACAAGCUAAACACUUAUAAUGAUGUUUAUAAGAAAUACAAACUAAAGAAAGCUAAGACUAAGAAAAAAAUUAAUGAUCGUUUAAGUGCUGCACAACUUAUGGAUUUGGAAACUUUGAACACUCGCAAAACAAGAAAAAGAUGUUACAAAAACACUAGGACAGUUGUGACGGUUUCAAAAUCUUCAUCAGACUCUGGUUUAUUAAGUUCAGAAAAAUUAAUUGUUAAGGCAAUAAAGAAAGAAACUGUUGAGAAUGUUAUUAGUAGUGACGAAAGUGUAGGAGAGUUGAAAACAAAAUCUAAACCAAAACCAAAAUCAAUUGGUUACAAUACUGUUCAAGUACAAGACAUUCCAAGUAGUACAAAAACUGUAAUUCCAAAUUCACCUCAAGACAAUCAGGCAACAUUAACCAUAAAAACAGAAUGGAAAACUAGUGAUUCAUCACACAUUUCUUCAGACGAUCAAUCAUCGAGCUCUGCUCAUUCUUUACCAAAAUAUAGUCCCCAAAAUAAUGAGGCUUUAAAAUACCAGUAUGUUUGUGUUAUUUGUGAUGCACAAUUUUCGAGUAAAUGUUCACUUACUAUGCACCAAGUACAGCAUAUCAAAUCAGACCGCAGUAGUUAUAACGUUUUUAUGGCUGCAUUAACUCAAUCUACUAAAGUUUAGCCCAUCAAAUGUCAUUUGAAUUAUGACCUAAAGGUAACUAUCCCUAUAAUGAAGUAUCAAGUCCUAUUUUUUUUGUUUUGUUUAUGUUACAAUGGUUUAAAUAAAUUGUUUAUUUGAUGCUUAUGGUAAUAAGCAGAUAUUUUAAGAAAAUAACAGUUUUAUGUAUGCGUCAUUAAAGUUUUUAUCAUAGAAGCAUUACCAUUAAAUUUCACAGCAUAAUGUGACCAAUAACGUCUUUCAAAUGUAUUCUAUUUACUUUUAUUUGAUUCCUAUAUUGUAUUUUUUAUUUUAUAUUAUAAUAAUUGUAACCUUAACCCCACAAUUGAAUUGAGUUCUAGAACACUGAAUGAUAUUGUUUGAUGUUAAGCUUAAAGAAAAAUGUAAUAACUACUAUUACUAGUAACAUUAUUGAGAAUUUUCAUAAAUCAUAUCAAAUAUUAUUGAAUGCAAGUGUAUUUUUAUUUAUUUAUUUAUUUUUAAUUGUUUUUCCAACAAUACCUGAAGUUGCUUUUUUAUGUUAAGUUGGUGAUACUUUAAUAUAGGGCACUAAAUUUUAAGGUUUGCUUUUUAUUUUGUAAAAAAAAAUGCUAUUAUUAACAUUUAAGAUAAUGUUUUGUAUUUUCAGUGUACCUCAUAUAAAAUAAAUGGACAUAUUAAUUUUUC
Molecule: messenger RNA, 1800 nt
Organism: Aphis gossypii (cotton aphid)
Lineage: Eukaryota; Metazoa; Arthropoda; Insecta; Hemiptera; Aphididae
Exons: 5
Coding region: 238-1137 (299 amino acids)
Source: RefSeq, a predicted model, not a curated record